Molecule: messenger RNA, 1729 nt
Organism: Sceloporus undulatus (fence lizard)
Lineage: Eukaryota; Metazoa; Chordata; Lepidosauria; Squamata; Phrynosomatidae
Gene: OVOL3
Product: ovo like zinc finger 3
Exons: 4
Coding region: 149-898 (249 amino acids)
Biological process (GO): epidermal cell differentiation; regulation of transcription by RNA polymerase II
Cellular component (GO): nucleus
Molecular function (GO): RNA polymerase II cis-regulatory region sequence-specific DNA binding; DNA-binding transcription factor activity, RNA polymerase II-specific
Source: RefSeq, a predicted model, not a curated record
CUCUUGGGCCACUGUUUCCUCCAAGUCUUAAUAUUUUGAUAGUUUUUACAUCCCACGGCUGGUUGCAACUCCCAAAUUGUUGAAGCGAGUCGUGUCAAAGCCAACAAAGGCACAAAGCAUCUAAAGCCAAGUGUGAGCUUCUUCAGCCAUGCCCAAAUCUUUCUUGGUGAAACGGCGCAAAUCCGUGCGACGGCUAGGACUCUGGAAUUGGGGAGAACUUCCGGACCAGCUCCGGGGAGACAUGUACAUCCCAGGCAGCACAGCCCAAACCUUUGAAGAACCCAGUAUCCCCAGAGGUGAAGACAACACCAUCAUGUGGGAAAAGACCCACGGAGGAGACCCCCAAGCCCUCAUCCAAAGCCAGUUCCAUUCACAGCCAGGUGCCAUGGGGAAAUGCCUUCAGAACCGCAGGCCCCUCCAGGGCCGCGUUGCUCCAGUGCACACAGAAUUCCCAUGCGUCGUAUGCAACAAGCAUUUCCCGCUGCAGCGCAUGCUGAACCGGCACCUCAAGUGCCACAGCUCCAUUAAAAAGCACAUCUGCACAUACUGCGGGAAGGGCUUCAACGACACCUUCGACCUCAAAAGGCACCUGAGGACACACACAGGGAUCCGGCCAUAUCGCUGCUGUGUCUGCGACAAAGCCUUCACCCAGCGCUGCUCCCUGGAGUCCCACCUCAAGAAAAUCCACAGCAUCCAGCAGCACUAUGCCUAUCGUGAGCGCCGCUCCAAGCUCUUUGUGUGCGAGGAAUGUGGCUUCACCUGCAGCGGCAGCAAUGAGUACUACAGCCAUGUCCACCAACGCCAUCCUCUCAAUGGCCUUGAUGACUUCCGGAUGCCUGUGGCUCCUGGCCUCCACACAAAGAUCCACGUUCUCUAUCCUCCUGCAUACUGUGGUUGAGGCCAAGAAGAACUUGGGAGAUGCAGUACAAAAAGGUGAUUUGGGGCAUUCUGGGAGGUGCAGUCCAAAAAUGUAACAUUCCCAAACGUGGAUAGGCCUCUGUAUACUCUCUGAUUAAAAGGCCAAAAUUCAGGGCUCAAGAGCUAGUUUUAAGAACCAGGACCUGCCUCAGUUAUGCAAAGGAACAUAGUCUUGUUUGACAUCAUUGUAGGGAUAGCCAUGCUGGCCAUAAAAAAAAUAAUCCAAAAUCCAUUCUGUAAUGAUGAUAUCUUUGGCAGGCCAACCAAACCCAGCCAGAAAACUUCACGCUAGCUUUUGAAUAGCUUCCUCACCAGGUAGAGAUAGUAAAAUAGCACAGCCAUCAUGUCCUCUCUGGAGAAGGACUUCUCAGACAAGGAGGGGGAAGUGAUAUGAUAAACAGGCUCCAGUUGGAACAAGAGGAGGCUGGCGAUCCUGUCCUGGUACCGGCAGAAGCAGAGACCAGUCUAUACCAGGCAACAGAUUGAGCGGAGAAUACACAGGCAUUUCACCCUACAAAUCACUGUAAAUUAAAACACCAGUUGCAAAGGGACAGGAGACACUGAUCCCCUUUAAAAGGAAAGUGCUUGACAAGUUAGGUCAUCUGGGCUGGUUUCUGUUGGCUAUAAAUUAGAUUAGCCAAGCCCAUUUUGUUGCUGCAAACACUUCCAACGCUCCCUUACGACCAUGUCUGGCGUAUCUGGCCUUGUGGAUCUCUGACUUCUGGUGUGCCUUGGAUUAAUCUUUCUGGCCGUUUUUAAUACUUUAUUUAUAUUGGGAGGAGGUCUGGAGCCAUAAAAAACAGCCACUAAA